This is a messenger RNA of Dendronephthya gigantea, 3635 nucleotides long. Its product is annotated as T-box transcription factor T-like. Gene Ontology annotation, biological process: positive regulation of DNA-templated transcription; regulation of transcription by RNA polymerase II; mesoderm formation. The record is from RefSeq and is a predicted model, not a curated record. Gene Ontology annotation, cellular component: nucleus. Lineage: Eukaryota; Metazoa; Cnidaria; Anthozoa; Malacalcyonacea; Nephtheidae. The coding region runs from base 1896 to 3026 and encodes 376 amino acids. Gene Ontology annotation, molecular function: RNA polymerase II cis-regulatory region sequence-specific DNA binding; DNA-binding transcription factor activity, RNA polymerase II-specific. The transcript has 8 exons.
GAUGCAGUUUUACUACAGGAAGAAACCUAAACUAAACUAACUUAAUACUAGAAAUCUCUCGUUUCUUCUCAACUGUUCUUUUCAGCGGUUCAGUAAGAAUCAUCACUUAUUGAUGUUACCACAGAAACCGGAAGAUAUAAACUAACUUCAUUCAUAUUGGGUAUCUAGCCCAACCGAGGUAAUUCAUUGUGACAUUCACCUUGCCCACGAGAAAAAUCAAAGACCUUUCUUGUCCUCGAUUGAUGUGCAUUUUUAGCAUCAAAACAAACAUGCAUGCUCGUUUAUGCGGGUGACCGUUGUCUCAAACUCGGACAGCGAUGAACGAGACUGUCAAAUAUAAUACAUCCACCGACAACUAUGAACAAUGCGUACCAUUUGUAAAUAUCUUUCUUCACACCAGUUAGUAAAUUGCCAAACUUGAAAUUAUUUUCCAUAAGCCUUUUGAAACGUCCGUUCCACUGUAUAUUGACAGACGAAUGAGAUAUUCUUCUGCAUAUGAAUGUGUAAAAAAUUGCUAGUCGCUAUACGCAGGUAUUUAAGGAAAACAAACAUAUCUCAUAUAUUUAUUAUCCUCGCACAACAUUGCUGACCCGGUUCAUUUCACAGUAAAAAAAACGCAAGCAAAUUGCUCUCCGAUAGAAAAAUGUCCGAAUAACUUUAAGAACGUCUUUUUAGAACUUAUAGAUAUUGCUGGUAUCUCUGUAUGUCUGAAAAACUGUCAAACUCACGAUUGAUUGUGUUAGACUGCAUGGUCAACCAUUUUAAUUUGUAAAUCAAUUCAAACCCUGGCAAGGUGCGGGGGAAAGAGGCCGUAGCAAAUGAACCGUGCAACUUUGAAAAACAUUCGCUAUACGGCGUAUGUCAAUAGAAACAAAUAGAAAAUUAAACAAACGAUAAAUUACCGUAUUUCAUAAAGCCAGGCUGUUCAAACGCACGGCGCGCUUUCGCAGUUACCGAACGCGGUCCGUAGCGUUGUGAAGGGUGUUCCGGCUAUCUUCUCCGUGCCGUGAACGACGUGUUGGCCUGCGAAGCUACAACGCGGGGAAAACCAAACGGGCGCUUUGCAAAGGCAGCGUUCGGCUGCCACCAUGUCGGCUUAAUUAGGGUCUUGGCUGCGUCGGCCAAUCACGAGUAAUUACAGCUAAUAUAACAGUCUUACAUCUCGGGCAUCGGUCUGUGUAUGUUGUGUGCGCGACGAGGCUCGCACUUAAUUAGUUCAGGAACAAUCGUCGCUUACGUUUCCAGCGUGUAACAAUUAAACACGCAGAACUCACAACAAGCUAUCGACUUGUUAUAAACACUCCGUCACAAGCGCCGUAGCAGUCAGUCGGGCAAGUGACAGCUGUAGAGAGCGCGCUUCUCGCGAGGAAAUAUCGACGCAUUUUCUUCUCUAUCCUUGUACGCAAGUUAAAUCGCGCGUGACAAGUUUGUUUGUGUCGUAAAGUUGAAAAUACGCCUAGCACUUUCUGAACAUCAAAGGUACAACUCCGCAGGGCCGGUGACAGUCGGAUCCAGACGAGAGGUGGAAAGUAUUCCGUCUUGGUGUAGCUAGCGUAUUCCGCAGUAAAGUUUACGGUUGUCUUUCGAGCGAUCCUGUCAUUCCUAUCAAGGGAAGAAUCUAGUCACGAAGAAGCGAAUCGGAAAGCCCGCGGUGAAUACACCAUUCAAAAAUCAUCAAAACUUCACCGCCAUCGAGGGAAACAUCUCCACUCCUUAAACGCAAAAGACUUCUGAAAACAACCAAAGUUAUACGAACUUCGACUACCUCAAAGAAGAGGAGCGACUUCAAUUUACCGCUUCAACUUUGAAGAAACUUCAUACACCCUCGGGAAUUCAUAGCUUAUCGAGCACUCCUGCUAGGCUAGCACAAAAGUUCCGAGGAAUAUCUUAUCCCGAUGAAGUCGACAACUUUCACGGUCAGUCAUAUACUGGACACAAUAGACGAACCACCUUGUAGACCGGACGAAAAUCGCGCUGGCAGUAAAUGUAAAGACAUGAAUCCCUUAUCGUCUCCGCGAUCCUCGUCCGAUAACGUCAAACUCGAGAUCGUCCUUCAAGACGCAGAGCUUUGGAGAAAAUUUCAUUCGUUGGUUAAUGAGAUGAUCGUAACGAAAAAUGGAAGGCGAAUGUUCCCGGUGAUCAAGAUCUCGGUGAGCGGCUUAGAUCCUCACUCGAUGUACUCGUUUUUGCUGGAUUUCGUCCCGGUUGGGGAGACGAGAUGGAAAUACGUGAACGGGGAAUGGAUCCCUGGGGGGAAAGCAGAGCCGUCGAACCCCAGCAAUAUCUACGUCCAUCCGGACUCGCCCAAUUUCGGAGCUCAUUGGAUGCGACAACCGAUCUCGUUCUCCAAGAUAAAACUCACUAACAAGCAGAACACAAACGGGCAGAUUAUGCUCAACUCGCUUCACAAAUACGAACCAAGACUUCAUGUGAUAAAAGUUGGCUCUUCUAACGAACAGCAAACCGUUUUGACGCAUUCGUUCAGUGAAACUCAGUUUGUUGCAGUCACAGCUUAUCAAAAUGAGGAGAUUACGUCGUUAAAAAUCAAAUUUAACCCUUUUGCUAAAGCAUUUCUGGAUGCGAAAGAACGACACGAGCACAAGGAACCUGAAACUAUGCCUGAGAAUCAGACUUCAUGUCCAACAUAUAGCUGGCUCUGUUCGUCUGGUCUACAUCCGAAUCAUGCCUCGCAUCAUCACCGUCUUCACUCGACUACCUGUGAAAGAUUCUCAUUGAGAAAUCAUCGUACUAAUCCUUACGCCUCCACAUUCAUGAAGAGACCACAGUUUUCACCUGCGGGAUCAUCUCAUCCGUUUUACGACACUCAGUCAUCACCACUCGGUUUCCUCUCAAGAUCAUCGCGCGAUCCACAUAAUUCCCUGUGGAUCCCCUCAACCUCAUCGUCCUCGUUACCAGACUCCGCACGGUAUCACCAUAGCGAUUUUAGUAAGCUGACGUCACCCACGUUUGGGAUUGGUGGUCAUCUGCCUGCACUGGCUUCAGGAAAUUUUGGUCACUGGAGUUGAUCAAUCUGUAGUUGAAUUUAUCACUUAAAUUAUACGGAAAAAGUUUGUGAAAAACUUCAACUGGAAAGAUACAUUUUAUUUAGUCCUAAUACUGAUUAUUUCGCGAGUUCUAAAAUUUGUUCAAACUUUAUCUAGUUCUGAGGCUUGAGAAAUUCCCUCCAGUCCUAAGACUUUAUCAAACUUCAUCCAGUCCUAAGACUUGAUCAAACUUCAUCCUGUCCCUUAAGACUUGAUCAAGCUUCAUCUAGUCCUAAGACUUGAUCAAACUUCAUCCAGUCCUAAGACUUGAUCAAACUUCAUCCUGUCCAAAGACUUGUUCAAGCUUCAUCUAGUCCUAAGACUUGAUCGAAUUUAGUCCAGUCUUCGGCCUUUUUACUACAUUGACGUUAUGUUUAUUUGAGAUUGAUUGCAUGUAUCAUUGAAAUUUAGAUUCAUUUGAUAUCAGUAUAUAUCACUAAAAACGGAUAUUGUAUAGUAUACUUUUAUGAGAGGCGUUUUGUUAGUUACUGAAGACUUAACAAUUUUUUGCCCUAAGACGUUUUUAACUUUCUAUUACGUUCACCUACGUAUUUAACGAUGUUCAUAAUUAAGUUAUUGUACAUAGAAUUG